Messenger RNA from Anolis carolinensis (green anole), 11820 nucleotides. RefSeq names its product calcium/calmodulin dependent protein kinase II beta (gene camk2b). The transcript is spliced from 26 exons. Bases 266 to 2533 code for a protein of 755 amino acids. Gene Ontology annotation, molecular function: ATP binding; calmodulin binding; calcium/calmodulin-dependent protein kinase activity. NCBI's taxonomy places the organism in Eukaryota, Metazoa, Chordata, Lepidosauria, Squamata, Anolidae. Gene Ontology annotation, biological process: protein phosphorylation. The record is from RefSeq and is a predicted model, not a curated record.
GAAGGCAAGGAAGGAAGGCAGAAAGGGAGGAAGGAGGGCCGGAUUCCCACCCCCGGGAGAUCCUCCCCGCCUCUGCAGAGAGCCGGAGGGAGUCCUCGCUUGCCUGCCUGCCUGCCUGCCUGCCUUCCUCCUCCCGCGGUGCCCGGGGCCUUGGAAGCGCGGCCCCCUCCUCCUCUCCCACCUCCUCCUCCUCCUCCUCGUCCCGCCCCGCCUUCCCGAGCCGAGCCUUGGCGGCUCAUUGCGGAGCGUUGCAGCCGCCGCCGCGAUGGCUACCACCGUGACCUGCACCCGCUUCACCGACGAGUACCAGCUGUACGAGGAAAUUGGCAAAGGGGCUUUUUCCGUUGUGCGACGCUGUGUCAAACUCUGCACUGGACAUGAAUAUGCAGCCAAGAUUAUCAAUACUAAGAAGCUCUCAGCAAGAGAUCACCAGAAAUUGGAGCGAGAAGCUCGAAUUUGCCGUCUCCUGAAGCAUUCCAAUAUUGUUCGCCUCCAUGACAGCAUAUCAGAGGAAGGCUUCCACUACCUCGUCUUUGAUUUGGUCACAGGCGGUGAACUCUUUGAAGACAUUGUUGCCAGAGAAUACUACAGUGAAGCCGAUGCAAGUCAUUGCAUCCAGCAGAUCCUGGAGGCUGUGCUCCAUUGCCACCAAAUGGGGGUCGUCCACAGAGACCUCAAGCCGGAGAACCUACUUUUGGCCAGCAAAUGCAAAGGGGCAGCGGUCAAGUUGGCAGAUUUUGGCUUGGCGAUUGAAGUGCAAGGAGAUCAACAAGCCUGGUUUGGUUUUGCAGGCACCCCUGGUUACCUUUCUCCGGAAGUUCUACGCAAAGAAGCUUAUGGCAAACCUGUGGAUAUCUGGGCAUGUGGUGUUAUACUUUAUAUCUUACUGGUUGGGUAUCCUCCUUUCUGGGAUGAGGAUCAGCACAAACUUUACCAACAAAUUAAGGCUGGAGCCUAUGAUUUUCCUUCUCCUGAGUGGGAUACAGUCACUCCUGAAGCAAAAAACCUCAUAAAUCAAAUGCUAACCAUCAACCCAGCAAAGAGAAUCACAGCUCAUGAAGCUCUAAAACAUCCAUGGGUCUGUCAACGUUCAACAGUGGCCUCCAUGAUGCACAGACAGGAGACUGUCGAGUGUCUGAAAAAGUUCAAUGCCAGAAGGAAGCUCAAGGGUGCAAUUCUUACUACUAUGCUGGCAACAAGAAACUUUUCAGUGGGCAGACAGACCACCGCUCCUGCCACAAUGUCUGCAGCAGCAGCAGCCUCCGGUGCCACCAUGGGGUUGGUGGAGCAAGCAGCUAAAAGUUUACUGAAUAAGAAAGCUGACGGAGUGAAGCCUCAGACAAACAGCACCAAAGGCAGUGCCGGAGUUACCAGCCCCAAAGGGACUCUUCCUCCUGCCGCACUGGAACCUCAAACCACCGUUAUCCAUAACCCAGUGGACGGCAUUAAGGAAUCAUCCGACAGCACAAACACCACCAUAGAGGAUGAGGACACAAAAGUUAAGAUCACUGAUAAUGAGGUUGUAAAAAGCCAUGUGAAUCCAGGAUCUGCCCCUGAACUUCCUCCCAAUCCGCAGACGUCUCUGAUGCCCUCUGCUGCUGCUGCUGCUAUUGCUGCUGCUUCCACCAAACUGUGUGAUGUAUUAGGCAUGGUGAAACGAGGACCUGGGCCCCUAGAAGGUGAAGUAUCAGCAGCACUGGCCACUCCAUCUCCAGCUGUUGUAAACUCUCUGUCUCCUCAGUCUGCCAAACUGUCUGAUGUAUUAGGCAUGGUGAAAAGGGGUUCUGGGCCCCCCAGUGCUGAAGCGCCAAAGCCUUCCAGACCCCUGCUCAGUCUAGCCUCAGGGGUUGCAAAUCCUCUUCCUUUCCAAUCUGCCAAAUUCUGUGAUGUAUUGGGCAUGAUGAAAAAGGGUUCUGGGCCACCAGAAGGUGAAGAGCCAAAGUCCUCAGUCCCCAAUCCAUGCCUUCCCUCCAACAUUGCCAACCCUCUUCCUCCCCAAUCUGCCAACUUGUCUGAUGUCCUAAGCUUGGUGAAAAGGGGCUCUGGAGCCCCAGAAGCUGGGGGGCCACAGCCUGCUCUCACCCCGCUUUUCCCACUUCCACUCAUCACAAACCCUCUGCCUUCAGAUCCACGCAAGCAAGAAAUCAUCAAGAUCACAGAGCAGCUGAUAGAGGCUGUGAAUAAUGGGGACUUCGAGGCCUAUGCAAAAAUCUGUGAUCCCGGCCUAACAUCAUUUGAACCUGAAGCGCUGGGCAACCUUGUUGAAGGAAUGGACUUCCACAGAUUUUACUUUGAAAACUUGUUAUCUAAGAACAAUAAGCCCAUCCACACAACUAUCCUGAACCCUCAUGUGCAUGUAAUUGGGGAAGACGCCGCCUGCAUUGCCUACAUCCGCCUGACACAGUAUAUUGAUGGGCAGGGCCGUCCUCGCACAUGCCAGUCUGAAGAGACCCGCGUCUGGCACCGCCGUGAUGGCAAGUGGCAGAAUGUCCACUUCCACUGCUCAGGAGCACCAGUGGCACCACUCCAGUGAAGAACUCAUGCUGGCUGUUCUGGCUUCUUACCGAAGGAGACGGUGAUUUGAGCGGAGCCGCUAGCCAGGAGCCGCGGUGACAAGCACGUGCCCGCAUGCUCGUGUCCCCCCUUCCCAUCUCCCCCUGUUUCAUUUCCAGUGCCUGUGUUUGCAAAAAGAAAAAGAAAAGAAAAAAAACCCACAUAAGACAAAAAAAUCCAACCAGACUCAAUUCUAAAAAAAACAAAAACAAAAAAAAAACAAAUCAGCAAACCCAGCCAAACCAACCCAGCUGUCCAAUUCGCAGUGUGGCCGCACUACGCCUCCCAUCCCCACCAACCUCCAUUUCUUUGUGUCCGUCCGUCUGGCUGUUCAGGUGACCAGGUGUUGCAAUGAAAAUGUCUCAACUUCAAACAAACCAACAAGCAAAGGCUCCACCUUCCUGUGUCGACCCCAGUGUUGAACGGUGUUAGUUUGUUAGGUGAAAAAAUGCAUAUAUAUAUACAUAUAUAUACAUAAAAUAUAAAAAACAAAACAAAAAACCCACAAAAAACUUUUACAGUAUUUGCAUUCUCUGCCAAAGCAUGGGCCUUCUCCAGUGGUCGUGUUCGCGCUUGGAAGUCUGUGACCUGUGUUACUCUUUGUUUUUUUCUUUUUGCGGAGGAUGCUCUUCCUGAGCUCUCGGGCUGACCAUUUCUUCUCUCCUCUAGCUGUGGUUGUGGAUUAUGAUGAUUAUAAUUAUUCAGACUCUUUCUUUCUGUUUUUCUUUUUUGGAUGGGAGAUUACCCUUUUCUGGAGGAGGGGCCCCUGCUUUCUGGGCCUCUCCCAUGCUAACCAACUGCCGGUAGUUUCCCGGUGAGCUCUCGGCCAUGGCCAGACUGACGGGUUCUUACAUGAAGGGUAGCAUAGCCUUAGAGAUCUCAUUAGAUCUCACUACAGGUUUUUUGAAUUUCUGGAUUCACAUUGACGCUCACAUUUUCCAAGCAUCUCAACCCUGACUUCAUGUCAAGGGCUUUCCAAGAGCAGUGUUGUCAUGCCUGGGCUCUUGCCAUAGUUUUCUGACCACUGUGGGCAGAGUGGGCAGCCUCUGCUUAAUUGCGUUGGCUUGGGCAGUCUUGAUGAUUGGGUUGUAUUUGAUGAGAAGGAGGCUUGACUUUCAUAAGCCUUGUCCUCUCAUGGGAACUGAUGCUCCCGACACAGGAAGGAGCAGAGGAUGCCGUCCUUAAGGAUCCCGUCUUCAUCUGUUUCCCUCAACUCCAAAAAAAAAAGAAAAAAAAGAAACCCAGCUCAGCUUUAAUAUAGGUUUUCUCUUUAAGCCGAAAGAGGAAAGGGAGCCAGGGAAAAAGUCAGUGUUACUUUUGAGGGUUUGCUCCAAGUUGUCAUUAGACUGGAAGGAGGACUGAGCAGUUAUGCUUGUGCUUGCCAUUCUCCUCUUUCUCUCUCUUUACCUUCCUCUUUUUCAUGGGUUCACUUUCAUUGAGAGGUAGAUGACUGGCAAGGACUCAGUUAAAAUUACUCUUGAGUGGAAACCAUUUCAGGUAGCUGCAGCUACAUGAAUUGACUCUAAAGAUGCUAGGUUAAAAGGGGCGAUUCUCCAAGAGGGACCAAACCUUUUUGGAAAGGGAUGCUAAAGGUUCUUCUCGUUUCAGUAGUUGCCAUGUGAAGAAGCAGUGUGAGCUUCCCCCAUUACCACCCACAGCUCUGCAAGCUCCUAAAGGAAGGCAAAUAUUAGCCAUUAUUCCUUGCAUAGGAGGCAGCUGACAUUUCCCAGGAAAGCUGCAAAAUGUGUAAAAAAGUUAUCAAAGGAGGUCCCUCCCCUCUUCAGACUUAUUUACAAAGAAGGCCCCUUGCCAUAUACUCAGCAACUCAUUGCCUCAAGCUCUAUUCCUGUCUAGAUGGUAGCUUGGGGUGUUUUAAGUCACUAUCCUUGGCCCAGAGUCAGCAAGGAAGUUCAGUUCAUUGUAGCCCACAUAUUUCUUCUCUUAUCCCCAGGUAGGAUGCCAUCAGCCUAUUUCUUUGAUAGAUGCAGCGUCAUUAAACAAGCUAUGGUCAAUUCUGUAGAUUCCAACAAUUGAAUUCUGUCAUUUUAAAAGGAAAGAUGGCAAAAACAUGGCAACUUUAUGUUGCCAUCCUAUACCAAUUGACUUGGGAGUAUUGAACUGAGCAAAUCUAACUUCUGCGCUGAUUGAGCAUCAGAAAAGAAAAGCAGUAAGAUGGGAUGUGUUUAGAAUUAGGCAAUGUCCCAAGGUCUUAACGUUGUGCCUUCCCUCACAUCAUACAAAAUAUACCAUCGGCAAGCUGUGUUGCCUCUGCAUGGAUAGAAGGCCACAGUGCUAUUUUUUUCGGUUUUUGAGCCAAAGCUGAGAGAAAAGGGAUCCUUUUAGACUGUAUUGCAGCAAGCUAAACUGAGAAGGGGUCUUCCAUACUAUUUGCCAUUUGUGUCACUUCCCACCUGUCACCUUGCUUUACGUUGACACAUUUGGUUGUCUCCACGUCUACAGUUAAGGUGACUCCCUCAAACUGCUUGGAAAACCACUAUAUGCCCAGAUGAAACUUAAGAGGUUUUACAGGUAAGAAAAUAAAUAUUUAUUUCUAAUCACCCCCACUGCACCUCCAAGAUGGUUCUUUAAAGGUCUAACGAGUUUUCACCAUAAGAUCAUACUGCCUCCACUUCAAGGCUCAUAAGAUGACUAUUAUUAUUAUUAUUAUUAUUAUUAUUAUUAUUAUUAAUAUCCCACCUUACUCUCAAUAAUAGUACUUAAGGCAGCUAACAGCAUAUUAAAAACAAUUCUACUUAAAACAAUUCUAAAACCAGAAUAAAUGUAUAAAUAUACAAUUAAAAUAGUUUUCCAUUAAAACAUGUGUUAAUAAUGACAUUAAAACUUUUUUAAAUAAUCAAAAAGUUCUAUACGGUGCAACAUCCUGCAGAGAAGAGACUCUCUAGACAAUCUUAGUGCCCUAAUGGGUUCAUAAGAAGCAAGUGUGUUGAGAUUGCCAUGUAUAUAUGAAGGCAGGAGCAAUAUCUUUGGCACACGAGGACCUCUAUUAUGAACUUGUAUAUCCCUUGUCUCUAGAGACCACUGAAGCAGGACUGAUUGUUUGGGACCUAGAUGGAUUGGCUUAAAUGUAGAUAGACGUAACUCAAAACCAGAGACAUUCCUGAUUCUGGGGUGGGGGGCAGAGGCGGUAUCUGGUGAAAUAUAUUGCAGGAUUGAUUAUAUUAUUAUUAGUCUAUGAACAGAAAAUGUCCAUGUGAAUUUUCCUGCAUAGACAGUUGAAAUAUGACCAUCCUCAUGGUCUUUGUGAUUUUAUCCUAAGGUGUCUGCAUCCUGCACAUUUUGCAUUAUUGCAGUUCACUUGCCAAGAGGGAUGGGGAUUAGAAAUGUGGUAAAAAGUACUAGUACCAGCAUACUCUUGGCCCAAGCUUGCUUUCACUGUUCUUGCACAUGGUUAUGUGGAGCCUCAGUGUUGAAUUAAAGUAUCAGACUGCCACAUAUCAUACAUUCCAGGGAAGCAGAUGACAGCAUCAGUGUAGGAGGCAGGGUUAUUGCAUGCAUGUCUACCAGAAGAGGUGCAUUUAUAAGGAGGUACUUCUGGUUGUACCACCAGCAACAUUUGGAAGCACUGAAAAAGAAUGGCCAUCUAUUGUUCUUUGUCACCACUCAUAUCAUGGUGUUAAUAUGAUAGGAUUGUAGAAACCCUCAAUUUAAAUAUCCAUUCUUGCCAUCGUCAUAUGUCUACUAGUUUCAAUUUAAAGGAGAGUUUCAUAUUUGUCAGAGUACAUGACAGAUUUACUGUUCAUAUGAAGCAAAGUGCAACAGAAUACAUUACCAAAGCAUGUAAUGGGUUUCCUUCAACAAGUCCUUUAGAAACUGGCUUUGGUAAAAGUUCAUUGCUUCAGCUGCAGAGCUCCUAGAAUCACUUAAUCUUGAAUAUUGUGUCACUUCUCCCUACAAGUUUCAAUGUGUCUAAAAGAGUGUGAAAGAAGCUUUAGUGGACUCUAGUUGGCAGCUCCAACAAAAUUUUUGGAUUGAGUCACUACUAAGCAGUCUUCCAUUAUUAUUAUUGUUGUUGUUGUUAUUAUUAUCACCACCACCACCACCACUCUUUGGCAAACCAUUUUGAUUUUCAAGAUAACCCUUACACCAGCUUAUUGUGGAGUAGCUUCCACAUCGUAUGCUUUUUGAUGUCAUAACAGUUUGUUUUGCUUUCACUCACCAGAACCAGUGAUAGAUUAACUGUGUAUAGUCUCUUCCAAUGAGUAGUAUACAUUUUCAGCAAACAAGAAUCCGUAUGUCCGAGCAUAAAAUCCUACUGCAACUGCAAGAUUGAUAAUGGAUGAGCUAAGCCUCUCAUGCAAAUGAGCCAUUUCCUGCCAAAAGGACAACACAUGCUUAAACUGAGUUGGGCCACUGCUGAGUUUUCUCUGCAUUGACAAUUGCCAAUUCAGUGCCACAACAGAGGUAAUAAAGCCACAAAGAUCAGGCAUAUCCAGUUGAACAUCUGUCCAGUAAAUAGUCAUAGUUCAGUGAUGCAAGACUGAGUAUGUCCAAGGAAUACUUCCCUCUUAAUUCCAUUUGAGUGUCAUGUUUUAUUUAGGUCGUACAGUUUGCUUUAAAUUUUGGCACAUGGCAUUUAUAUAGAUACUGGUAUCUGCAGACAUUAUUUACAACUCGCCACAUGCAAUAAACAAGUACAAAUGUAUGUGAUUCUCUUAGUUCUAGUUAGCCCCAAAAACAUGAGUCCAAAAGAUUAAGAGUGCCUCUGUGCUGAUUUAAUAAAGAUUGAAUUUAUAGUGCUAAUUUGAAUUUAUAGUACUUUGAAUAAGAUUUUCCUGCUUCUUGCAGGGGGUUGGACUGGAUGGCCUGUGAGGUCUCUCCCAACUCUACGAUUCUAAUUUUAAAAGAUUCAAGUAUAGUCCAGCUGAACAGCAUAGCCAAGGUCAAGCAAAGAGACUGUAAAGACUCACUUCUUCUUUGAAGUCACUACAGGCCACAGUUUGAACUAAACUUGGGGAAACUGACUUGUUCUAAUUAUGGUGAGUUAAAACAAACUACAAUCCAUAGUUAGAACAAAUUUCUAAGCAGGAAUGUCAGAGGCUCAUUGCGGUUUCCUGGUUCAUCUGAAGCAGGCCAUUUUUUAUUGGUUAGGGCUUUGAUCACUUGGUUCUGUUGGGAAGCCCUGGUUGUUCUGUGUAUCUUGUCAACAUUAGUUGAAAGUGGUCACUUUGACAGCAGACUAGUAUGAUGGGUGCUGUGUGCUACCAUAAAUGAAAGCAUGCAAAAUGGGUAGGGGCUGGCUGGAUUGCUGAUAUAAAAAAAACUAUAUGGAUUCUAAUUGUUUAAAGCUUUGGAUACUUGUACUUGUCAAAUUGCAAAAUUAGGCAAACAUAUGUUUGACUAUGCUAAGAACUAAGAAUGUGCCUCCCCGGGAGUAACGCUGUAAAUAAGCCAAUAGAAUGAUCAGAUUUUAAUGCUUAUGCCAAUAAAAGAAAAUGAAAAUGGAGCAGGUUGUCCCACAGCAUUUGUACCAGCUUUAGAAAUCAUUGUCUAUAUUGCUUUUUAACCUUUCGUCAUCCAAAUGAUUCCAAGAUUUCACCCAGGUUGCUUGACAUAUGGACUGCCAUGGUUGGGAAAAUUUAAUAAAAAGUAAGACAGUGAUAUUUUAGAGAAUUGCCAAGAUCACAAUGGAGGAUACUGGGCCUAAGCAACAAUUCCUUUCUGUGCAGCUAGCAGUUAAAAGCACAUGAGCUUAUAUCUGCCUUUGAUAAACAAAGGUUAAUGGGACAAUACUUUACUAGUUUCUGUGCCUCUUAACAGUCAAGCAUACAUAACAUUUAACAGGUGACUCGUGUGGGAUGCAGUCUAUAAGUGCAUUCCUGGGGAUCUACAAUUGAGUAUACAGAUGUCAGAUUUACCUCUCCUAGCUUUUGUUCAGCUGAGAGAGUGUGUUUUGGAUGUCUGAUAUCAGUUACUGGAAAAGGUGAUCACUUGUAUACAUUUGUGCUUGUAUACAUUUGUACGGGAAACUGUAGGCUAAUACGUCAGAAUCUAAGAGAAGGAAUUCUAUGUGCACUCUCAUUGAUUCCCAAUAAAAAAUGCCAUCCUAAGCAGAAAUCUCCGUUAGUGUGAGCUGGACUCACAGUGGAUCAAGCUGGGCAAAUUUGCAUGUAUUGUAUACACAUUUGAUUGUAUAAUCUUAGGAUGCAAGGCCCAAAUGGCUCUGCUCUGCAUUGCAAAUGUGCAGAUACAGGUCACGGUGUGGAAGCAUUAGACUUCUGGAAUAGGUUUGUGGGGAAACUGUGAGGCUGAUAAAGAAUCCAAGUGGCAAUGAGAUAUUGGAACCUGUUACAAUAAGGAAGAUAGAUGGGUGCCUUUAGUAAACUUGCCAUUUUUUAGACAAAGAAAAAUAAAAAUGGUCUUUUAGGUGCAAAAGUGAUUUGGCCCUGAAAACAGAAGCUGAGACUUGAGAUACUUGAGAAAAAUGCUAGCAAAGCUAAGAUGGUGUUGUCCUUUGGCAUACUUCUAGAUCCAAUGAUCCAAUGUUGUGGGUCCAAUAUUCUGGUCCUGUGAAUCUCUGGGAGACCUGUGGAUUGUCACAAAUGCAAGAAAAUAUUGGAAGUGUUCUGAAGUUCACUACUGUUGUUUUGUGUUUUAUAUAUGUAUUUAAUUAUUAACCAGAAUGGGUGGUUACUACAACUUAUUUGAAAGUGAGUUGCUGCUCCUGGAGGCUUCCCCCUCCCCAGUUUUCACCCUCAAGGAUUCCCCAUAGAGCGGUAUUGAUAUCCUAAAUGCUGUUGUUAGGCCUUGCUGUUAAUCACUGAGCCAAUGGAAUUUAGGUAUGUGACAACUCAAGAUUCAGCAGUUGGUUGAAUGAGGUAAUACUAACUGGGCCUAAAAAAUAAUGUCCACCUGUGUUUUGUAAUUUUAUUCUAAAAUGCCAGUACAGUCACUGUAUAAAAGCGGUCUCUGUCAUGUGCAAGACCUUCUAAAAUCCUCCUGUGAAACAAGCUAAGGAUAAUACUAGUCUUGAUUGCCAGUAAUGCCAUAUUAACUCAUAUCCAUGCUUGGACUUUUUUCAGUGAUCUAAGUACUGUGGAGCAAUGCAGAAUAUGUGCCCCUUAGUUGUGUUUGGACUAUAAUUCACAUCAGCCCUAGACAGCGGAGAUGAGAGAUGAUAGAUACUGCAGUUCAGUAACACCCAGAGGGGAAUGUGUCCACCAUGCUUUAGCACCAAUUCUCCUUUUUGGCAGAGUAAGAUUCAUACUUCAUUCUGUUCACAGAUCUAAUAAAUAGGUAGUCUGAUUCCUAAAAGAAGAUUUGUGGAAGAUGGUUUCUCCGUAGAUUUGCAGACAAAAUCUAUAAACAUGUCUGAUUUCAGACAUUCCAGGAUGACAGGCCCAUAUGGCAUGCAAGCCAUACGCAGCCCAGAGAAAUCCACAAGAAAAACUACCUUAUAAAAAUUAAGUUCCUCAAAAGGGAAUGCAAUCAGGAAGAACAGGCAGGUUACAGCACUCACUGUUGAAAUCUCAUUUGGCCUGGUAGCAUCUAGAUCCUACCUAUCAAGGUGUUUUUAAACAAACAGCUGCAUAUUCGGCAAUGCAAGUUUCAAUGCUGAGAAAGCAUUUGAAUGUGAGGUGGGAGAUGUACAAAGUCUAUUAUGUGCCUUGGGGCUACGCCAUGGUUAAAUUGUUAUCAUGCAAACCUUAUAUAAAAGAGAAUGUAUUUGCACUUUAAUUUCCUCAUCACCUAAAGCAGGGGUGGAAAUCAUACCACCCUCUAGAUGUUGAACUGCAACCCUCAACACCCCAGUCUCCUUUGCUAGGAGUACAGAGUGCUGGGAGUUGUGGUCCACCAACAUCGGGUAAGCCACAGCUCAAGAACAAUAGACACAAUCCUAUUAUCAUUACUGAGGGCCUUGGCUGCCCUGUACAAACCGAUAAAGAAUUAGGGGUCUUCCAGAAUAUCUUUACUAUGACAUUGAAUUAUUGAGGUGAGAUUGGGCUCAUCUGUUCAUUCCAUUGUUGAAAGGUAGACACAAGGGACAAACUCUGACAUUACAAAAGGGAAAACAUGGGGUGUUCUUGUGACCCCAGCAGGUGGAUUCCAUUGAGAAGCCGAGUGGCUUCUGUAUGCGGUCUUUGUCCAGGCCAUGGCCAUCACCUCAUUCAGCAUUUUCACAUGCCUAAUGAAUGUAAGGGCAAUUUGGACUAUGCUAGCAUCACUGGACAGGGGUGGGCGAGGGGGGAGGGAGAAAAGGGAGUGGGCUCUGGUGUGGGGAGGGAUGGAUGCCCCACCAGCACUGACACAACAUUGAAAGCACUUUAUCUUAAGAGAUUAGAUCUCAUUCCUACCAGUCCCAGGACCGGGCAUUGCACUACACUGCUGUAAGCGCUGGACAAAGGUUCAGAGGGAGGAGGUAAGAAUUAAACAAUACUCUUCUUUCUGGAUGAAGCUUUGGCAAGGAUUUUUCCCUCCCCUAACCCAAUUGUGUCCUUUGCACAGAGAAAGGGGUGUGCUAAGGAGACCUGAAUGAAGACUGGUGAGGUUUAAGUUAACAUGUUCUCCCUCUGUCUCUUUCAAACAAGCAACCUAACAAACUGUUAAAGCGACUCUUCUCCCGCACCCCUUUCUGCACACCCACCAAAGGGUGGAGAGUGCUUCCAAGCCAGGAUCCUACAGUGCACAGCAGGGAGGAGAUGCCAUUCAGAGCCAUCACAUUCUCGCUGGCUUGCCUUUUGCUCAGAGAACCUUUAUUUCUGCAUUUCCUUUCCAGGGGAGGGGUUGGAAGCAAGGGAGGUGGGUAUCAGAUUAAAAGUGCAAAGAGUGAGAAUUCACAUAUGGGGGCAUAAUAUAAUAUGCUUGUAUGGUUUCUGUGGAAGACAGACUUGAGAAGUGUCUCUACAUCCAUGUAUAUGAAAAAAAAAUUACAAGCCGCAUGUUGAAACAGGUGUUUCAUUAUUAAACAUUAAUGUACCGGGGCCUCCUCCCCUUUGAUGUUCACCUUGUUUACUAUGGAACUAAGUGCGUCGCUGGGGGUAUUUUUGGAAUGGGGAGGGGGUUGUAUUUUCUUUUGCAUGACCUUUAAAGAGAAAAAAAAUCUAUAUAUAUAUAUCUAUGAGAACUAAAAGCAAAGCUGAGCUGUUAGUCUGUCCCAUGAAUGCUGGUGGAUCUUUUCCUCUUUCUGACUUAACUCUCCCUUUCUUUUUCUUGCCAUUUCACUGUCUUUUUUUCUGAGCCUUGUAAGUGUAAGAAUGAUUCUGACUUUGUUUUUGUCUCGGAAAACUGCAAAUAAAACACAAAAAUGGG